This is a messenger RNA of Cyprinus carpio (common carp), 2507 nucleotides long. RefSeq names its product CD48 antigen-like. NCBI's taxonomy places the organism in Eukaryota, Metazoa, Chordata, Actinopteri, Cypriniformes, Cyprinidae. The record is from RefSeq and is a predicted model, not a curated record.
UGAAUUUGGUUUUAGGAAUUUGGGUUCCUUUCUGAGUGAACUUCAGUAUCUAUCAGGAAGUCAUUGCAACAGCAGUGAUUUUGAGUUCUCUUUCUUUUUAAGUUUGACAUUUGUGACAAUGGCAUUAAAUCACAUACUCAGAUUUCUUCUUUGUCUUCUAACCUUCAAAACAGGGUUCAAUGCUGAGAUCUCGGUGUUUGUGCAGACGGGAACUUCUGUUCAACUGCAUAUACAGACACAAGAGCUACCAGAGUUUGUUGAUUUAUCCUGGAAAAAUGAUAAAUCAGAGAUUAUAGUUCGAUAUACAAAUGAACCUAAAAAAGUAAGACUUCACUCUUCCUACAAGGACAGAGUGGAUUUUAAUGAUAAAACCUUCUCUGUAACACUGAAGAACAUGCAGAAGACAGACAGUGGACUCUACACAGCAAGAGCAAGUGGAGAAACAGAGAACGAUAUUGUUACAUACAGAGUAUCUGUUAUAGAUGCUGUGGAGGCUCCUGUCCUGACUGUGAACUCAAACUGGUCCAGCAGUGACUCCUGUACUGUGAACUUCACAUGCAGAGCUCCUGAGCUCAUGAUUAACUCUAGCUAUCAGAACAACAGAUGCUCUCCACAGGAAGUGACAUCACAUGAGAUCCACACUCUCAUCCUGGACUGCAGUGAGGAAUCCAUCAUCUGUAACCAUAGCAACCCUGUCAGCUUGAAAGAAGACAGAAUAAACAUCAAAGAACUCUGCAUUAAUAAAGAGAGUGGCUCAGACAAUCACCUGAUUGAUUCAUCUCUCCUGGGGCCAGUAGUUGGUUUGGCGGCAGUGUGCAUUUUAAUGCUGUGUCUUUCAGUCUUUCUGUACUUCAAGUAUAAAAAAGGUGCUCAGGAGGAGGUAGCAGAAUGUAGUUCAGUCUAUGCUCAAGUUGAGAUGCAGUUGAAGCUCUAGUCCUGAUUUUUAACUUACACUGGUCCAGUCCUGAACCCUGUAUUUUUACAUGUAAUGGAAGUAACAUUACCGUCAGCUUUAUAUAUGACAGUAGCAGCUGUUCUCCAGAAGACCUUAACAUCCUCUGAUAACUACACUCUAAGACUGAGCUGCAGUGGUGACUCCAUCAUGUGUAACUACAGCAACCCAGUGAGCUGGAAGACUGACAGAGAGAAGGUUAAUGAACUCUGCACUGUUAAUCUAAGUACAUAAUGUAUCCGCUCUGACCUGUAAAAACACUCACAGAUGAGGAAACAGAAAAUAAAUAAGAGAAAGUAAGUAAACACUGGACUGAGAGGGAGUAAAAACUGGGAAAGCUGAUCAUUUUUUGUCUUAUCUUUCAUAUCUACAAAUACUGUAAUCUUGAGAGGCAUCUCUGGAUCUCUUUUGCCGACUGAUAAAGUUUGUUGUUAGAUGUCUGUUUCUGUUUCUACAAGAAAUAAGUUGAUUCAGAGAAUCUAAGUGGCUUUUUGUUUUUCUCUUCUGAAUUUUUCUAAACUCACAACAUUCUAAAUCAAUAUUCAAACAAUUAAUAUUAAAUUAAGGUGUGCAUUCUACCAAAACUUCUACUUGUGUAGUUACAGCCCAUCAAGCAACAUUAGAGCGCCACCCUCAGGCUAAAUUACACAGAGACACUAGACCUCUGCCUCCCCUAAAUUUCUGGUCAGGACCUGCAGAACUUUCCACUCCCUUCAGAUUAUGGUCUGACACUGAUUUGCCAAGUUUGGUCCAUUUGGCCCUUGAUGUCUUAAGUGCAUUCACUGCAUUAGAUAACAGAAAAUCAAAGUGCCAUUUAUUUAAAAGAAAGAUAGCACUACCACACUUUUAAUUAUAUUUUAGGGGAAUGAAUGAAAGUGAUAAAAUGUAUAAAGUUCCUUCAAUGCAGGUAAGCUGCUUUGGAUAAAAGCAUCUGCCAAAUGCAUUAAUGUAAAUAUACUGUGCAAAAUAUAAAACAAAAUGCUGUGGCACGUGAUUGUGAAAACCUUAGCGGAAGUGACAGCAACUGACUGACACCCAACCAUCAAAACAACAACUAGUUAAAAGUUGAAUAAAAAAAGUUAGAUCUGAGAAAAGAUUAAUCAUCUUUAGUUUGUACAUGACAUUUGUUCUGACAUUGUGUAUUUUGUGUGGUUUAAGUAUGCAGGUAUAUGGCGAUAACAUACCACGUGUUUAGUUUCCAGAGUAGUUUCUGUUUUCAUCUAAAUAAGGUUACGAGGAUAUUCCCAUUUCUCAUCCUUCAUUCAUUCUGAUCCAUUUUUGUUUCAUUAGUGAAAUGGUAAACUCACAUGUACUGCUGAGUAGGAGCAGGAAGUGUGUCAACUGACUGAGCACCGGAAAGUUUCUGGUACUUUUUUUAUGCUUAUGUUUCCGCCACAGACUGAGCUUGCUAAAUCUGAUUCUAAUGACAUCUCACUAUUUCCAAGCAACAGAGGUUCCUCUUUGUAGCCUUUUGUCAUUUGUGUUUCUGUAUGCACCUUGAUGUCGGUGUCAAAAUGUGCAGUGUGUAAGUGUUUAUAAAGUGUGUUUUGCUGAA